Nymphaea colorata (pocket water lily) is the source of this 1568-nucleotide messenger RNA. RefSeq names its product peter Pan-like protein. The transcript is spliced from 8 exons. The record is from RefSeq and is a predicted model, not a curated record. The coding region runs from base 179 to 1123 and encodes 314 amino acids. Gene Ontology annotation, biological process: ribosomal large subunit assembly; rRNA processing. NCBI's taxonomy places the organism in Eukaryota, Viridiplantae, Streptophyta, Magnoliopsida, Nymphaeales, Nymphaeaceae. Gene Ontology annotation, cellular component: preribosome, large subunit precursor. Gene Ontology annotation, molecular function: rRNA binding.
CCUCUCUUCUUUACCCUCGUUCGAGUAAACUGAAGGAGAAGCGGGAGAGGAAGAGAACGAGGGACGGGGCGAGAGGACGUGAAGGUGAAGGGGAGAGACGAGAAAGAAUAGAGUUGACGAGGGAGCAAGGUUGAGGAGAGAAAUAGUUCCGCAGAGAGGCCCUUGGUCGAGUCUAGCGAUGGCACGCAUGCGAAAGAGGAACAAAAGGAAGGUGUUCAUAAAGCCGGUGGUGAAGGUUAAGCAGCCAGCCAUUGACCACGUCACGGGCAACAAGAUUCCGAAGAGUUUCGUCUUCUCGAGGGGGAAGGUACCACAUUCGCUCAAGCAGCUGGAGUUAGAUCUCCGAAAGUUGAUGUCUCCCCAUACGGCCCUCAAAUUAAAGGAAAAGAAACGGAAUAAUCUGAGAGAUUUUCUGAACGUUGCAGGGCCACUGGGUGUCUCUCAUUUUCUGAUAUUAUCAAAGACAGAAACUGCACCCUAUUUAAGAGUCGCAAGGACCCCUCAAGGCCCAACCCUAUCAUUCAAAGUCCAUGAGUACUCACUGGCAUCUGAUGUGGCUCAGUCACAAGCUCGACCUCGGUGUCCACAAGAGCUUUUCAAAAAUCCUCCUUUGAUUGUCCUUUCUGGUUUUGGAACAGGGUAUCAACAUUUGAAGCUCGUUACUGUUAUGUUCCAGAAUAUAUUUCCUUCAAUUGACAUUAACACGGUCAAGCUGUCUUCCUGUCAGCGGAUUGUGUUGCUCAACUAUAAUAAAGAAACUAAGCUGAUUGACUUCCGUCAUUAUUCAAUUAGGUUGCAGCCUGUUGGAGUCACACGUAGGAUUAGAAAAUUUGUGCAGAAUCAUCAGGUGCCUGAUAUGAGGAAUCUUCAGGAUGUCAGUGACUUUGUUACCAAGGCUGGGUAUGGAUCAGAAAGUGAGGCAGAAGAUGAAGCAGCAGCAGUGAGUUUGCCAACGGAUCUUGGCAGAGUAAACAAGGCGUCUACAAAAAGUGCCGUCAAACUUCAGGAGAUUGGACCUCGGAUGACCCUGCAGCUACAUAAAGUGGAGGAAGGAUUAUGCUCUGGCAAUAUCAUAUUCAAUGAAUAUGGUAAUUCCAGUAAAGAGAAAACUACCGAUGAGUAAAGUUGCUCCUCUUGAGAGUUUGUUUGGAACUCGUGAAGAACUAUUCAACUUCUGUCCUCUUCUAAAGUUGCAAUGAAUCAUCAAAUUGAUAGAAUUGCAUCAAUGGCAGACCGAUUAACUUGAGAAGUUCUAGUCUGGGCACCAUGGAUCCGAGAAAAGCAGGCACAGGGCGUCGUCUCCUGGCAAAUUUUGCAAUCUUAUUUUUUGUGUUCUUUUUUCUACAUAACAUUAUUCAUAGGGCAAUUUUGAGCGUCAAGCUGAUGUUUUAAAGAUCAAAAGUGCAAAAUGAUCUCUCUCUCUCUCUCCAUACCUUGAUAGAAGGAUCAAGGCAUCACAUGCAUAUUCACGUUGAUCUGCUGCAUCAUUAAAAAGUACAAUAAUGCCUGUAUGAUGAAACUACAGAUCGUUCUACAAAGUUGGCGGAUUCCAUUGUUCGUGUUUUGAA